CAAAAGUUGUUCUUUGUUUUGUUUUAAAUUAUAAAUAACAUUCUGGAAGCUUAUUUUUCAUUUAAUUAGUGCAUUUAUGUCUCACUUUUCCUCUCAAAAUUCUGACAGUAUUUUAGCUAUUUAAGAGUAUAUGCAUGUGUAUAUUUUCAGUGUUAUGAAGUAAGCAUUAACAAUACAUUACUUCCCUAUUUUCUCUCUAUAGCUUAUUUACAUUUAUUUUAAAUAAUUUUUAAAAUUAAAAUACAUUAAAGGAACUUGUGAAACCUAUCAUAAUUUAAGUAAUGCUCCUGGCCUCUGUAUAAAAGAUAUUGUGAUUAUUUGCCAGGCAGCUAAAAUGUCUUGUAUUACAAAGAAAAAUAUAGGAAAUUUAAAAUAUUUUAAUUAUAAAUAUUUUGUAUUAUGUCAAUUACAGCCAUGAUGUCCCAAAGUAAUACCUGAACAGUGUUUUGUAAUGUGAUAUAAAAGAUAUCAGUAUAUUUACCAGGAACUAGUACAGAAAUGCAAAAGUUUCAGAAGAAUUAAUAACUCCUUUUUUGUGUGGUCUCUAUGUACCACAUUUGUAAACCAGUUUAAAUGCCUGGGUCUGUGAUUUUAACUUUUGUUAUCUGAAAAUAAAAAUGUAAAUGAUCACAAAAAAGCUAAUCAUACUCCCUGCUUCAAUCUGAACAGCAACAAUUCUUUGGGGACCCAAGUUUAUUUGGGGACCCAAAAGUUCAGUGAAAGUGAAAACAACGGAAAAUGAAAAUGCGUUUUGGUUCAAUGGGGUAUGUGUUCAGCACUUCAUGAGAUUAUGUGUAAACUAUAUUAGGGACCUGUCUGGAGAAACAGAACUUUAUAGCAGUAAGAAUGGGAAACCUUAUAGUUAUGAUCCCUGUGGUGCAACCUUCCCUACACUUUAGCCAUGGAUUUAUUCCACUGAGCCCAGUAGGCCUUCUGAAUAAACAAGGCAUAACAUUGAACUGCUUGAUGCUUAUUUAUAAGUACUGUUAAAUUGGAAACAAUAAGUCUAGUUUCUAAAGUAUUUACUUGGUUUUCUAGAUUGUUGGUGCUACUUCUUUUAUAAAAUAGGAUACUUAGCAAAUGUAUUUGAGAAGUUUCAGACUUAAACACUUUGCUUAAAACUAAAGUCAUGGGUUUGACUUCUACAGUAUGUAAAUGCAUUGUGCAUUUGAUACCAAGCAUCAAUUAACAUGCAUUUACUUAUUUAUUAUUAUACUUAGCCUGCUUUCUAAUUUUCUCCAAAGACAUCUAUUAGAUAACUUCUUGUGGUCCCAGGGUCAUCCAAUGGAUGAGCAGAAAUGAAAAGUCUGGCCUUGCCAUAAUUCCCCACCCCCCCAAUUGAUAUUUCAAGUCAUUGGCCCAUAUAGAGCUAAUGAGAUAUGGAGACACCCCUAAACACCGAGAAAGGAAAUUCUAAUGUUUCUCCCAAGCAUUGAAGGCCAUGCUUAUACUCAAAAGGGAGCAAAGAAAUAACAAUGCACAGAUCAUUAUGAAUAUUUUGGGGAAAAAACCUCUCUUUUGUAUAUGAGCAAUUCUUUUUUUCUGAAACAGAAAUGGGAUUUUCUGCAUGGCAAUAAACCUACAAAAGAGCUUCUCAAUGAAAAGUGGACUCUGAAAAUAAUACCCUAUAGUUUAUGUAGCUUUUAGGUCAAACUACCCCACCACAAACAUCUGCUGAAAUAUGUCUGAAACAGAAAAGAAGAUAGCUGACAUAGGUUCUUUUUUCUUCUUUAGCUUGCAAAUGAAAGUUACUGAAUGCCCUCAGUUACACUUUAACUUCUUAGAACUCUUCCCAGGAAAAACAAAACAAAACGCUAAGAGUCAGGAUUUACAAUACAGAUCGACUUUUCUCCGGUUUUUCAGGUUCCAGUUCUGGUUCAAUCCAUCAUGUCACCCUUGGCUAUUAAUGCACGCAUGCGCAACUUGAGGGGGAAAAACAAAACAAGAUAAGGGGGUGAAAGAGAAAAUGCAAUAACAAAAAAAAAUGUUGGUUAAUAUUUAUACCAAAAUAGAACAGCAGUCAAACACUGAGGAUACAGAUAUACUUGAGUACAGCAAGGCAGAGAAAACUUUAUAUUUCUUAAAAAGAAUUAAAAUAAUCCACACAGAAGCAAUAAGGCUGCUUGUGAAACUGUAGAAUGAAAUGCAGACAAAGUUUAAAUCAACAUUUCCUUUUAAAUAGCAGAUUGUUAUUUAACAAGGCAAACUCAAUUGCAACAACUCUCCAUUCUUUGCUAAAAGUCUAUCACCUUUUAAAGUAAGCAAUUAAGUGCAGUUUAUAAUAGGCAGUGGUUGUCUUUCGGGGUGCCUGAUAGUGUCUUUUGGACUUCCCCAGGAGAUUGAUUUGUAUAAACUACAAUCACUUUUGAGGACCAAAAGUGAUAUUAAUCAUUAUAUUUGAAGCAACUUCUUUCCCUCUGUUAUUGCCCUUAUUUUCAUCUUUGUUAUUUCAGACUGAUAAGAUAUAAUGCCAUCUGGGUGAUGGGGGUAAAAAAAAAAGCUUUAAUGUGCUGUAUUAAAAUAGACUGUAUUAAAUAUUAUUAUAAAUGCUGCCUGCCUGCUUAAGGUAAUGGCCACAAACUUCAUCCUAGAUUAUUUACACUUUAUUGAUAAGAAUUAUAUCAAAAUUACCUUUCCCCUAUUGCCCAAUGUGACCAAUCCUGAGGCUCACUCUGAUAGUAAGAUAACUUGUCUGGCCCCUCUUUGACAAUAAAUAAUGCCAAAAUCAAAUCUCCAAAAAGAUGUUCUCCAAAUGUAUACCUUUCUAGGAAAGCAGUGAGGAAUAUUUCAGUUUAGGUUAGCUUUUCAAGACUGGCAUUCUCCAAGUCUGUAAGAUUGCAAGUCUUGUUUUAUCCCACCAAACAGGGUGGGCAUGUUAAGUAUUCUAGAUUAAGACUUCUGGAAAGUAUCAGUUUAGGCAAAAGAAAGUAUCACCCAAACUUGUAUGGAAACAUUUGUGCCUUCUUGCUUGCCUGAGGCUAAUUAAGUUCUACUUUCCUGGAUUUUGUAGAGGCACACUUCCAUGUGAAUGGAAAUGCAAAGUAUAAGACCCUGACUGAAUCAGAACUACUCUCUGCAUAUCCUGAUUCUCAGUAUUCAUAUUGGAAGAGGAAGCAAUUGAUUUCAAUGGCAUUUGUGACAUGUAACUUUGUUUAGGAUGCGGAUGAAAUCUAUGAAUAACUGACUGCCAGAUAUCUGCUUAGAUGGAAGGGGAAAAAAGGAGAAAGUAAGUUGGCAAGUGAGGCCAAUGAUGAAAUGUGUGAAAUGCUUGGAUGGCUGCCUACCUGUGUAUUCAAGGGUGAAUAUGCAGGUAUAGAGCACAGCAGUAGAAACCACCCAUAAAUGACAAGGACUUCCUUGCUAUGGAUGGGCAGAUAAGUCAAAUGUUAGACUAGACUACUGAAGGUCUUUGAUGAUUUAAGAACAAGUGAAUUAAUGGGAUUCUACUGUUUGUCAUUGACAGGUUGUGCUAAAAGCUUUGGGCAGUGUCAGCCUUGCCAGGUGUUCCGCGGGCAGCGACUGGCCGGAGCCCAAGACGCGAGAAAGCAAAGGCCGAGCAACGGGAGGGCCGUGACGGUCAAUGUUGUUUGAGCAGGCGCCCGAGGCCUUGGCGACCGCAGAGCCCAAGAUGCAGAAAACCGCCUACUACGACAACUCGACGCUCUUCGGAGCUUACGGCGGCGGCGGCGGCUACGGCAAAGCGGACGCCUACGGCUACACCACAGGCCCGCCUCAGCCCUACGCCCAACCCGCUCUGGAGACUGAGUACCCCGGGUCGGCUUGCUCCCUCCAAACCGCCGCCCCUCUCCGAGGAGCGCCCCCUGCCCACAAGAGCUCGGAGCUCGGCGGAAGCUGCAUGCGGCCCGGCGGGGGGAGCCAGGCGGUCCCUCAACCGCCGCCGGGCCUGGGCGACCAGCCGCAGCCGCCUCAGCAACAACCGCCGCCGCCUCCUACGCUACCCUCCCCCUCCCCGCCUAACAACGCCGCCCACGCGGGGUCUGCCAAGAAGGGCAAAAGCGGGCCUAAUUCUUCCAACGGCUCCCCGGCCACGAUUAGUAAGCAGAUCUUCCCCUGGAUGAAAGAAUCGCGGCAGAACUCCAAGCAGAAAAACAAUUGCCCGCCCGCAGGAGAGAAUUGUGAAGACAAGAGCCCGCCUGGCCCAGCUUCCAAGAGAGUCCGCACAGCCUAUACCAGCGCUCAGCUGGUGGAGCUGGAGAAAGAGUUCCACUUCAACCGCUAUCUCUGCCGUCCUCGCCGUGUGGAGAUGGCAAACCUUCUCAACCUGACUGAGCGUCAGAUCAAGAUCUGGUUUCAGAACCGUAGGAUGAAAUACAAAAAGGACCAGAAAGCCAAAGGGAUUAUGCACUCCCCGGUUGGCCAGUCUCCAGACCGGAGUCCACCCCUAAGCGGUCCGAGUCACGUUGGCUAUACCAGCCAGUUGCCCAGUGUUGGGAGCCUGAGCUACGACACUGCUCCAUCACCAACCUCCUUUGCCAAGUCGCAGCAAAAUCUGUAUGGCCUGGCUGCCUACACAGCUCCGCUCAGCAGCUGUUUGCCCCAGCAGAAAAGGUACCCUGGAGCUGAGUACGACCACCACACCAUGCAAAGCAAUGGGGGUGGUUUUGCCAACCCUAGUUUGCAGGGUAGCCCUGUCUACGUUGGAGGGAACUUCGUGGAUUCCAUGCCAGCCUCCGGCCCGAUGUUCAACAUCAGCCAUCUCUCUCACCCUUCCUCUGCUAGCGUGGACUACAGCUGCGCUGCUCAGAUCCCUGGCAACCAUCAUCAUGGACCUUGUGACCCCCACCCCACCUACACAGAUCUCACUUCUCAUCACACAUCUCAGGGAAGGAUUCAGGAAGCACCCAAACUAACACAUCUGUAGUAAAAUGGAACAUAUGGCGAGAAAAAGAGGGAGAAAGCGGGGAAGAGAAAAGAAAGAAAGAAAAAGAAAGAAAAAAAGGAAUGAAAGAAAGAAAGAGAAAGAUCCUCAUGUUUCAAUUACCUCACUUUUUCCUGAUAAUUAUUUUUCAGAAUCCUGAGUGUUAGUGGAUUGUGUGUAUGCGUGUGUGUCCAGUAACAGCUAAAUUAUCUUGUUUAUUUCAUUGACAACUCCUGAACUCUAUGGUUUUGUUUUUCUUUCUUUUUGAAUUAAAAAAAGUUUUAAAGCAUGACAGUGCAAUAUCCUUUAAAAUUAAUUCCCACAAGGGAAUAUUAAUUGGUAAAGAUGUACUGAAAAGUAAGUUGUAGAAAUUUGUUAGUAUUAGCAAAACAUGAGUACUGAUGAGGAGUUAAAGACAGUUGGGACCAAAAUGAGGACCUUAUUCCAGAGAUGUUAAUUUAUGGGAUCCUUCAGCAAUGUGGACAAUUGCUUUGGACUGAAAUAAGAUGUAUUUAUUAUUUUAAUAACUUUUUAAAAAAUACUCAUUAUUUAAUCUUGGCCUUCAAUGUAUUUAUGUGGAUAUUUGUAGAAUUUCUUCAUUCCCUUCUCCCUAAUUUUGAAAGUUAAUUCAGGUCUUUGAUAAAUACAUUUUCACCUAUUUAGUAUAUUUGAUCUGAAAUAGAAAGAGUAGUUUUGAACAGUUGUAACAGUGGCUGGUGUUUGUAGUUUAUGUAAGGAUUAAGCAAAUUGUAAGUCAAGUCAUAGAAAAAUACAAAAUUGAAGUAUUAUCACAAACAGCCGUUACAUUUUAAAACAUAAAUAUACAACAUAUUAAUUUAUUUCAUGAUUGUUUGGUAUCCUUUUACUUUUAAAAUGUUUAAAAAUAUUUAGGUGGGAGUGCAUCUUAUUUAAAACUGUUCUCUCCUCUGGCAAUUUGGGUUUUGGCCUUCUUUGACAUCCAUAAACCAUCCAAGAAGCUAUUAAGUUAUAAUGCAGUUCCAUACUUGUUUUCUCAGAGGUAAGCCCCAUUGAGUAUAAUGGAAUUACUUCAGCUAUGAGUGUCUCAAAUGACAUCUUUACUAUCUAUUACAGAGACCAUUUUGUCGUGUUGUUUUAGCGUAAAAUAGCCAAAACCUUCAGAUAGAUUAGAAACAAUAUAAUGCUAUUGAUGUCAUUUAGUAUUUCCACAGUAAUUCAAACUAAGAACUAUCCCUUUCAGUUAUUGUUAUUAUUAUUGUUAUAUUAUUUAUAUGCUAUUUAUGCUAAUCAUAGAUCAAUUUUGUACACCUUAUCAGAAACCAGAACUUACUUUUGCUGAUUAAGGAGGAAAAGGAGAAGACAAAUUUUGAAUGAAAUAUUGACAAUCAAGUAUCUACAAGAAAAGACUGUAGUAGGGUGUAGGGAAAUCUGAAUGGCUUUUGAGAUAGGAAAUUACUAGAUCUAUCAAUAUUUAAUAUAGUUGUUUGUAGCAGGCAUUGAUGCAAUCCUCAUGUAAACAAAUGUUUCUGCCUGAAGUCUAAAAUGGACAAGGAACACAAACAUCCUUCCUGAGCUCCCACUUUCUUUAUUUAUGUGUUGUAUUUAAUCUCUCCCUGGAUUUAUUAUAAAGUAUUCCUCAGCAUAAAAGUGACACUAGGUAGAUGUUAGAAGCUACAGCUGUCCAUUCAUUCAGAAAGAAGCAUUUCUUACUGUCUUCCAGACUGCUCAGUUAGGAUGCAGAUCUUUGGAAAUGCCUUGGACAGGGGCAGAGGGAAACCUCCCAUUUCGGCUUGACUAAUAGUGCCAUUCCAUUUCUGUGCAUCCUGAUGGCAGCUCCUGCAGUUCUUUUUGUUGGAAGAGGAUUUUCACUCUUACAUUUGUAUCUGGCUGGACAAUGAUGGUGACAGUAUAUUUAAAAAAUCAUGUUAUUGCCCCUCAUUCCUUUUGCCGUUUUUUUUUUAAAUAUACCAUGCUAACAAUGAAGAUGGAAUAUGUACCCUUUUGUUAAAUCUCACUUUUAUCCAAGUGUUGUAAAUCUGUAAACAAGACAGAAUAAACAGCUUCGAAUGAAGAAAUAUUUUAACCACUUCUGGAUCUAAAGUUGCUUUCUAUGACAUUUUGCUUUUUCUAAAAUGCACACACUCAGAGCUAUUAUAAAACCAUAAUGUGCACAAUCAGUAAGCUCUAAUUUGAACAAGUACACAAUCCCUAGAAAGUUUUCCAGGAAAUUCCUGCAUAUCAACAUUGAUAAAUAAAUAACAUGUCUAAUUUAUUUUGUGUUCCUCAUAGGAGGACCUAUUUUAUUUUCAACAUCUAUAAAUCAAAACUAGACAUAUGGAACGGAACUUGGUGGGCCUUUCUAGGAUGUCCUGAUAUGAUCCACAGCUCCAUGUUUUAUGGGCUUAACUUCAAAUGGCAUCUGAAUUGUUUUGUGUUAUUUUUCUUCUCUGAACUCAUAUGAAGUGAAAGCAAGUUAUGAACCUUCUGGGAAUGGGAGAGAGAAACAGAACUACUCAUACACACAGAUAAACACAACUAGUCUUGGUAUAGAGAUAACUUUAUUUUCAAACUUUUCAUUGGGAAAUCUUGCAAAAUAAAACUGGGAUUUUGGUAAUUAAACUGUGAUCAAGAUCGUUGCACAAAGAUUUUUAUUUCUUUUGAUUGAAGUCAAGUUGUGCCUGAAAGACCACACGUUUAGAAUUGUGUU
Ahaetulla prasina is the source of this 7565-nucleotide messenger RNA. It is a transcript of the gene HOXD3, whose product is annotated as homeobox D3. Bases 3581 to 4882 code for a protein of 433 amino acids. Gene Ontology annotation, cellular component: nucleus. The record is from RefSeq and is a predicted model, not a curated record. NCBI's taxonomy places the organism in Eukaryota, Metazoa, Chordata, Lepidosauria, Squamata, Colubridae. Gene Ontology annotation, biological process: regulation of transcription by RNA polymerase II. The transcript has 3 exons. Gene Ontology annotation, molecular function: RNA polymerase II cis-regulatory region sequence-specific DNA binding; DNA-binding transcription factor activity, RNA polymerase II-specific.